Molecule: messenger RNA, 1551 nt
Organism: Drechmeria coniospora
Lineage: Eukaryota; Fungi; Ascomycota; Sordariomycetes; Hypocreales; Ophiocordycipitaceae
Exons: 4
Coding region: 1-1551 (516 amino acids)
Biological process (GO): transmembrane transport
Molecular function (GO): transmembrane transporter activity
Source: RefSeq, a predicted model, not a curated record
AUGUCGGAAAAGGAGACGCUGGCGGCCUCGCAGUCGCCGCCGACGGCCGCCGCCGACACGCCCGUCGACACCUCCGACUCGCCCGACCUGCCGCGCCACCACGAUGACGGCACCGACGUCGACUUCACCCUGCCGCCCGGCUGGCGGUACCGGCAGCGUCGCCUCUUUGGCUACACCCUGCCCUGGUACGCCUCGCCCAAGGCCCAGCUCGGCAUGGUCGCCUUUGUCUGCUUCCUCUGCCCCGGCAUGUUCAACGCCCUCGGCGGCUUGGGCGGCGGCGGAAAGGCCGACGCGACGCUCGCCAACAACAUGAACACGGCCCUCUACAGCACCUUUGCCGUCUUCGGCUUCUUCGGCGGCACCUUUGUCAACAAGCUCGGCGUCAAGUGGACCCUCUCCUUUGGCGGUGUCGGCUACUGCAUCUACGCCAUCAGCCUCCUCGUCUCCGUCCACCACUACGUCCCGGCCUUCAACAUCUUUGCCGGCGUCCUCCUCGGUCUCUGCGCCGGCCUGCUCUGGACCGCCCAGGGCACCAUCAUGAUCUCCUACCCCAACGAGCGCCAAAAGGGACGCUACUUUGCCUGGUUCUGGGCCAUCUUCAACAUGGGCGCCGUCAUCGGCAGUCUGAUACCGCUCGGAACAAACAUCCACACGACGGCCAACGUCACCGUCGCCGACGGCACCUAUAUCGGCUUCAUCGUCCUCAUGGCCUUUGGCGCCUUUCUCGCCCUCUUCCUCUGCGACGCCUCCGACGUCGUCCGCCCCGACGGCUCGCGCGUCGUCCUCAUGAAGAACCCGAGCUGGCAGAGCGAGCUCAAGGGCCUCUACGAGACCAUCCGCUUCGAGCCCUUUGUCAUCUUCCUCUUCCCCAUGUUCUUCUCCUCCAACUGGUUCUACGUCUACCAGCAAAACAACGUCAACGGCGCCCACUUCGGCACCCGCACAAAGGCCCUCAACAGCCUGCUCUACUGGAUCGCCCAGAUCGUCGCCGCCAUGAUCUGGGGCUACGUCCUCGACAUCGAGCACGUCCGCCGCUCCGUCCGCGCCCGCGCCUCCCUCGUCGUCCUCCUCGUCCUCACCAUGGCCAUCUGGGGCGGCGGCUACGCCUUCCAGCUGACCUACACGCGCGAGUCCGUCAACCCCGACGCCGGCUUCCAGCCCACCGACUGGGAGGACAGCGGCUACGUCGGCCCCAUGUUCCUCUACAUCCUCUACGGCCUCUACGACGCCGCCUGGCAGGCCACCGUCUACUGGUACAUGGGCGCCCUGUCCAACUCGGGCCGCCGCUCCGCCAACUACGUCGGCUUCUACAAGGGCAUCCAGUCCGCCGGCGCCGCCAUCAUGGCCAACCUCGACGCCCGCAAGAUCCCCUUCAUGACGGAGCUCAUCAGCAACUGGGUCCUGCUGAGCGUCUCCAUCGUCAUCGCCUCGCCCGUCAUCUUCCUCAAGAUCAAGGACCACGUCGCCAUCGAGGAGGAUCUCAUGGGCACCGACGAGACGGUGCAGGAUGUCCUGCCCUCGGGGCAUCCGGAAAAGCGUCUGGACGCGUGA